Molecule: messenger RNA, 2340 nt
Organism: Heterotrigona itama
Lineage: Eukaryota; Metazoa; Arthropoda; Insecta; Hymenoptera; Apidae
Source: the annotation of a GenBank genome assembly
CUUUUUUCAAGAAAUAUAAUGAAACAACUGUGUAUUUUCGUUUUACACUGUAAUAAAUAAUUGCACAUAUUGACUGAAUUGUUUUUUAUAAAUCAGUUAUGAUCCUCCGUAAAUGUAAUAAACUAACAAACUUUGUACAUGUAUUAUAGUUUCCUUGUGCAAAGAAACAAUAUGUCCACUAUCCUUUUUGGCGUUCGCACUUUUCUAUUUAUUAUAUACUACAAUAUAAAUGUGAGAUGAUGUGAUUGAAUUAAUUGUUCUUUUUCAAUAAUGUACUAUAUUGUGGAACUUGUUCUUGAAUUUUAUUUGUGAAUCAUGACAGAGUCGGAACUUUGCCGGCUCUGUGCCGAAACCAAAGAAAAUUUUAUCGGAAUUUAUGAAGCAGAAGGACAAAAAUUAGCUAUAGAAGCUAAAAUUGCUAAAUGUUUACAAAUUCAGGUAUUAACAAAUGAUGGAUUGCCACUUACAGUUUGUAUAGAUUGUUGUAUUUUAUUGAAUCAGUGUAAUGAAUUUUUUGAAAAAACCAAUCAAGCACAAGUGUCUUUAAGACAAUUACUUCUAGAUCGCAAAAUUGAGCCACAGCCAUUAGAAUCAAAUAUAAAUUAUAGUGAUAAAACAAUUGCAUUUCCAAAAGAAGAAAUUAACGAAGGAAUUGUUGGAUGCCACUUAUCAAAUUAUAUCCAUGAUACAUCUAAUGUCUCACAUAAUUAUUUUAUUGAGGAGAAUAAAAAUGGUAACCAUCAAAAAUAUGAAAAUGAAGAACCUCAAGAUGUUAUAAAACAAAAAAAAUGUAAAAUUCAAUUUAAAAAAUCAACGCUUAAACAAACUAGAAAAAAAUUAAAACGAAAGAGUCAAAAAAUGGAAGACUCAGACAUGUAUAUAAAUGCUAAUUUGAAAAAAGAGCAUAAAAAUAUAGACAUAAAAACUAAUAUUAAAAUUCCAGAUAAUUAUAUGACAGGUACAGAUACAGAUUUAGAAAUCAUAGAAGCACAUACAGUAGAAAUAUUAAAAUUCGGACGUAAACGAGAAGAAAAUUUAAAUAAGUAUCCGUGGCUUUGUACUGAUUGUAAUGAUAAAUUACCUAGUUUAGAAAAAUUAGAAGAACAUCAUGAAACUAUUCACAAUCAACAAGCAAAAUAUAUGUGUGUCUUGUGUUGUAAAGUUUAUGAUAAAUAUUAUGGUUUCCUUACUCAUGUCAAACGACACAAAAACAAGACAAAAUUCAGUUGUGAAGAUUGUGGAAAAUCAUUUGUACAUAAAAAAGUAUUAGAUUCUCAUAAAGCAAUUCAUAGUGAAGAGCGGCCACAUGUAUGUCAAACUUGUGGAAAAGCAUUUAGACAACAAAGUGCUUUGUAUAUUCAUAGUCGAUGUCACUUACCAGAUACUAUGAAAAAUAGAUAUCCAUGUGAUCAGUGUGAUAAAAGAUUUUCAACAAAACCAAAUUUAGUCACACAUAAACGUAUCCAUUCUGGUGUUAGAAAUUUUACAUGUGAUCAGUGUGGCAAGAGUUUUAUUCAAAAAGGAAAUCUAGAAGCUCAUUUUUUAACUCAUUCUGCAGACAAGCCAUAUAAUUGCAGUCAAUGUUCAAAAGCUUUCAAAACACCAUUACAAUUGAAAAAACACGAAACAGUUCAUACAGGAGCAAAACCACAUCAAUGUGCUAUAUGUGGAAGAACUUUUAGAGAAAAAGGUACCUUAAGGGAACACCACAGAAUACAUACUGGUGCAAUGCCAUUUACAUGUGAAUUUUGUGGUAAAUGUUUUCGAUUUAAAGGAAUAUUAACUACUCAUAGAAGACAACAUACUGGUGAACGUCCAUAUAGUUGUUUAGAAUGUCAACAUCAUUUCACCAAUUGGCCAAAUUAUAAUAAGCAUAUGAAACGUAGGCAUGGAAUUAAUACAUCACAUGCAAAGCAUUUGUCACAAUCUCAACAAAUACAAUCACAAUUGCAACAAUCACCAGAGCAACAAUCAGAACAAUCACAAGUAGAUCAUUUAAACGCUUCAGAACAUUCAGUUUCUAUAUCUCAUACGGAAUCAUCAGCUGUUCAUGUAAGGAAUUAUUGUAUUUGAUCUAAUAUUAUAGCUUAUAGUAUAGAAAUAUACGUAUAACAUAUGAAACUUAUUUCAAAGAUAGAUUUAAAAUAUGAAAUGUGCAACAAAUUUCAUUAUGUUUUCAAUGAACUAUUAACUUCAGUAAUUUAUCGAUUAUUAGGAAAAAAAUUUUAAUCAUUUUUCACAAUAACCAUUUUUUUAGCUUCGUUCUUAAGACACAAAUAUUAAAAAUUUUUUUUCUUUAUUUAUUUAAAUAAAUUUCUUUUUGUUAAGAAAUUUAUUUAA